Amphibalanus amphitrite is the source of this 6977-nucleotide messenger RNA. RefSeq names its product nascent polypeptide-associated complex subunit alpha, muscle-specific form-like. Bases 114 to 5912 code for a protein of 1932 amino acids. The record is from RefSeq and is a predicted model, not a curated record. The transcript has a single exon. Lineage: Eukaryota; Metazoa; Arthropoda; Thecostraca; Balanomorpha; Balanidae.
GGUCGUGUGCCGGCGCGCUCCGCGGGACGGUCAGACAUGACCGGCUGAUUGGACUGGGAGAGACACGCAGAGUAGAUAGAGCGACAGACUCCGUAGGGAGGACAGUGAGCGGUAUGAGGUGGUGUGUGAUGGCGGCGGUAGCGCCGUUGCUGCUGCUGAUGCCCGUGUUGGCAGCGGAGUCUCCCCAUGAUACGCCAGCAGAAUUGACCGCCGAUGUGCUCCGCCAGCUGCGUGUCCAAGCUGGAGAGUUCGGCGAUCAGCUGUGGUCCCGAUCGGCAAGCUCAGACGACACACACCGACUUCGGCGCUACCUCAGGGACUACAUCCGACUUCUAGCGAGGCACGGUGUGCGUGAGCCAGCGCAGGUGCGCGCACUGGUGGCCCAGCAUACCGCCCUCCUUCCGGCCGUCAUCACCCAGCCGGAGGCGCUCCGACCACUGCUGAUGGCAGACGGAGCACGCCGACUCAGCAUGUACAAUCUGCUGGACGCGGAGGUUCCCCUGCUGGGCCAGGAGGAGCCAGAAGCGCAGCCUCAGCGACAGACCCUGAGACAGCCUCGGCCACAGCAGCAUCAGGACGGUGAUCUUCCUUCCAGAGUGGUCGUCUUCAGUGCCUACAACAAGGACGUGCCGGCGGCGGUGAGGGAUAAGCUGACGGCCUCUGACGCGCCGCUGGGAGAGGGGGAGCUGGACGGCCUGCUGUUGGAGCUGCUCCAGGCGGCUGCUCAGAGACACGAGGCGAUAGGCGAGUCCGGCCCGACCGCUCCCACCGCUGCGGAGUUCUCAGGAGACUCGCAAGAUCCAGGUACAGUAAACAGAACUAAAAAGGGCAUCGUCAGCGUGUCAAAGAAGGACUCACAGACCUCGUACAUCAUUUACCCCGACAGGAAACCGGCAGCGAACCGGCCCAAACAUCGACGUCCGCAGCAGAGACUGGACGACGCCGGGUUCCAGACCAUCAACGCUCAGGUGGAGACCUUCGACAUGAACAGGCAGUCGCUGGUCACAAGUCAGGGUGUCUCACCGGAGGGAGAGCGUCUCACGACCGUAGUGCCAUCACCUCCCACGGAGCGGCCUGGAUUGGCCUCUCGCCGUCCUCGACCUCAGCGGAGGAGGCCGACCCAUCGGACACGAAGGCCGCCAACUUCUGCAUCAACUGAACCACCCCGUACAGCAACAUCGCCAAGACCGACUCGGACCACCACAGAGCCAAGCACACCGAGUGACCAGGUUAGCUCGGAAGUGCCUGAGGCUGUCACCGUUCAGCCUCAGUCCGAGGUGGAGUCACGAUCGACGACAAGGCAGCUGGUAGCACCGGGAGACCUUUCCACCGAGCAGACUGGUCAGUCAUUGCAGUACGGAGACUAUCCGCAGGAUGACGAGCUAUUUCAGUACUACUACGACUACCAGGAUGACGGCGGGGACUAUCAGACAGGCCCGGGAGACUACCAGCCUGUACAGGAAGUCUACCGACCCUCACAGGCCUAUAGACCUAGUGAAGAAGGUGGGAGCGAGGCUCCUCCAGCCAACAUCGAGUUCAAACCGGAGCGACCGUCCACGGGACGUCCAGCCGUGAUCAAGUCAUCACUAGUGAUCAUCCCGCCCCCACCAGAGCCACCCAAGGACGACACUAAGCAGGUAGUGAGAUACACAGCCACUCCCCCGCCGAUGUCUGUGUCCGCCAGACCCGCCGAAGAUGACCAGAAGCCCUCAGAGGCAGGGAUGUCGGCUAAGCAGCCUCCUAAUGGCUCGCCUGGAGAUCAGAGCGUGGACCCUUCCAAAGACGUAACUGGAGAUCUACCGCAAGCACCCGGAGGAUCGCAGUCAGAUCAGCCAGAGAUCAGUCCAGGUCUCCAGGCGUUCCUGGCACGCUAUGAAAAGACCCAGAAGGAGCGAGGACAUCAACAGGUUCAAGAUCGGCCUCCACAGGAGGACGGUACGGGUAUGCCAGCAUCUGAGGAGAUAGAAUACCGGCGACCCGCUCCGCAGCCGAUUCCCACAGCCCCACCUCCAGCAGUCGCCCCCGCUCCCGACAUGCCUGAAUCGAGCGAUGGCCAGCCCCAAAAGAAAUACCCCAAGGACCCAUGGGAGCUCUUCAACGCCUUAUUCGAAGACGAUGAGCGCACUGAGCGGCCGCCGGUACCGACGACCACGACUCCUCCACCAACACGUCAGCCCUCCCGACGUCCAAUACCGUCCUUGUCUGACCUGCUGAUCCCUCUGCUGACGACGUACCACCGGUUCCAACAGGUGAGCCUUGGAGAGCAGCGUCCGACUCCGCGUCCGACUCCUGCCGGACCCCUCGGCCAGAUUCCGCUGCUAGUGCCGCCUCAGCCGACGGUUCAUUACGCACCGACGCCGCCUCCAUCGCCGCCCCAUGGUUUGCUGGCUCACCGAGUGGGGCGGCCGCAAGGUGGUGGAAGACCGCAAGGAGGUGGUGGAAGGCCUCAGCAUGGAGGAGGAAGGCCACAGCAUGACGGAGGAGACGACGUUCCGCUAGUUCAAACGAUCCCGUUGUCUGAUCCGCAGCUGAGGCUGCCCAAGCUGCCUCUGCCGUUCGGGAUCAUCAACGGAAUGCAGGUUUCAGACGGCCAGGAUGACAGUGAGACUCGCCCAAGGCCGCCUGAGAAAGACGGAAUGGAGGGAGGAAGGCCUUGGAUGAGGCCCAUCGACCUUAAUAGACCGGAUUUGGGGAGACCAUGGCAUGGCGCAGAGGAAGACUCUGACCGGCGACGACCACCGAUGAUGUCGCAUGGACCUCAGAACAGAGUGGGAGCAGUUGCCGAGUCGGAGAGACCACCAAUGACAAGGCCAGAGAGGCCAUUCGGCCCGCCCAGACCAGGAACAGGGUCCAACGCCAACCGGAGAAGACCUAGACCACGGCCCGCCUUCAAUCCAGACAGACCUCAGAAACGCCCCCAGCCGCCCUGGUUCGGAGACCAGGGAAGACCAUGGUCAGGUCCUGUAGUUCAGGAUGAUCGAGAAAGGCCACCGCCCGACUUCGCCAUUGACAGGGUUCAGGAGGGACCUCGUCCUGAGUUCGGGCCAAACCAAGACCAAGAAGGUCCUCGGCCUGGCCGCCCAGCUGACCGUCGUCCCGAAAUGCGUCCAGAGUUUCGUCCAAGACCUCGUCCAGGGGGCCGCCCAAGACCGCCACCGGAAGUUCUUGCCGGAAUGCACCCACCGCUGGACCUCGCCUCUCACUGGCGACCAGACGCGCCCGAGAAACCGAUGAUGCUGGCGACUCGACCUCCACCAUCAGCUGAUCGACCCGAAUUGCCGAUCCGAGGUCACUUCCCACACCUGCUACAGAACAGAGAUGGGCCUCCCUCUAGUGAGCGGCCAGAGAACAACACGGAAGGUCGGCCGGGACGACGGCCGAUGGACAGCACCGUGAACGGGGUUCCGCUGGUAGAGUUGAGGCUGCCUCAGUUCCUGGCAGGACUGCAGGGCGGUAGGCCGAUUCCGCCUCACCUGGCGCCACCACCGCCUCGUCUGCCCCUCGGGCCGCAACUGCCAGGCCCUCCACCGCAUAUGUUUGAUCAUCAGACGUCCCACGACGCUCACGGACCUCACGAAGGACCACCUCACAAUACUCAUGAACGUCACGAAGUCGCAGGACCACAACAUGACCAGCCAGACACCUUCCACCACCCACCUCCUCAGCUGCAACCUACAGCUCCUCCCGCGCCAGCUGCCACCACCGAGCAUCCAGUGAUGCGUCUGACACGGCCUCCACCGCCAGCAGAGAACUACUACCCAGCAGCAUCACCUACUCAGGCUGCAGACUACGGUGACUACGAGGACAUCAUCACCGCUUCCGCGCCUCUACCAGACCUGAAUGAGAUCGGCUCUCCAGCCCAGACUACUACGGAGAAGGAUCUGGAGACCCUGGGCGCGAUCGUUUCCAGUGUGCUGAGUCACCAGCCGAACCAGACCGAACAGGCUGCGAUCGACAGGAACAUACUAAGAAAGAGGUACGGGCUGGCGGCUGUUGGUGAGGGAGGGUACCAUGACGAAGAAGGAGGGUAUCAGAGGUACGAUGUCUACGAACAGAGGGUGGAGGAUAAAAAGCCAAUCGACUUCCAGCAGUGGCAGCCGCAGACGACCAGCGAGACUCCGAUCAGCUCUGAACGUCCAGAGAACAGGGUAACCAGCAUGCCUGCCCGACCUCCGAGACCUCAGCCUGUCACACCAACGAACCUACCCGAGCCUUCGAGAACAACUCAGCUGCCCGAGCCCGCCAGACCAACCCGACUUCCGCAACCAAACAGACCGUCACGACCGACCCAGCGAACUAGAAUAACCCAGCCUCCACGUCAGUACGAGAGGCCAGUGAGACCUGCGUACCAACCACCCCCUCGUCCUUCCACAACUUCAACAACGCCGUCAACCACCACAGCAUCGACAUCAACCAGCACGACCGAGAUCGCCCUCCUCGCAGAGCUGCCGUCUCAGGGCCCGGCGCUGGACCGUUCCAACGCCGUGCCGGGGUACGAGCUACCCGCCAACUCCACUGACGACGCUCCCACAGAGCCAGUGAAGUCAGCUUCACUGCCCUCCGAGGAGAUCGCCUACAUCCUGAUCGGCACCACUGCCGGCCUCAGCGUCUUCUGUCUGGUGAUCGUCGCCGUCACGAUGAAGUGCAGGAGAAACUGUAGCGUAUACGCCCUGCUGUCGAGACUGAUGCACUCGGAGUAUAUCCAGGAUCUCGGAAGUCGGAUGUCCUCCGCGCGGUCUCACCGCUCCGCGGCUGGUGGAGGCGGGGAUGCGCCUACGCACAAGCUCGGCUCGUGGUUCAACGGAAGGUCCGAGUCGCUAGGCGGAGCAGAAAAGUUCCGCAGCAACAUGGCGCUGCCGGUAGGCUAUAGCAGCAACAUCUCAUCACUGGGUGUGAAGCAGCCCAAGCCACACGGCUACAGCGUGCGUCGACUGGACGUUUCCGCCGGCCAGCUGGUGAGCUCGACCUCGAGCAGUGCUGGGUCUGUGGCGGACACCUCAGACGACCAGGCGACGCUGGAUCACAAGCGCGAAGGCAGCGGCUCGGAAGCAGGACGUGCUGCCAGUCGCGGCACCUCGUGGCUGCACGGUUCGUACGUGUUCGGCAGCGGACAGGCGCGGCCGCGACCCGGCCCGAGCGACGGACCCGUGCAGGGAGUCCUCUAUCGGCGCAGCUCAGACGAACUGCCUCCCACGCCUGCGGCAGCUGCCGCCGCUGCUUCAGAUGCCAUAACAUCAGCUGCCUCGGCCUCUGCUGGAGAGUCUAAGAGGUCCCGGCGGCGAGCACCUUCGGGAUCCCAGCAGGCGACGGCAUCCCCGUCACGACGCGGAGGCAGCAGCCGUCAUGGCAGCCGUCAGGGUAGCCGGCGCGGACCUGAGCUAUCCUCCAUCCGUCACCAAGAGUCACCAGCUGAGACUAGCAGCCGCGCCUCACACCGCCAUCGCAGCCGUUCGCGAGCUGCCAGUCCAGAGAUCGGCGCCAGACGCCGCAGUCAGUCCAGAGCUCGCAGCCCCGAACACCGCGGUCGGAGGCGCAGUCACUCGCGAGCUCGGAGUCCGGAGCAGCACAGACGGCACAGGAGCCACUCACGAGCGCAAUCUCCUGAGCGUCAGGUGCGCCACCGCAGUCAGUCGCGCGCGCGCAGUCCCGAGCGGCGCAGCCGGCGCAGUCUGUCACGGGCCACCAGUCCGGCGGUGCUGGCGGCGGCCGCGGCUGCUGCGUCCGUGGGGGCGGUCAGGCGGAGUCCGAGCGAGCCCCGCCAGCAGCGCCGCCGGCCCAGGGACUCCUCUCGGCCACGGGAGGUCUCUGAGCACCGCGCCUCGCUGCGGCACGUUCGCUCACUCGCUGAAGCCGUCUCGGAGGGCUCCAACAGCGCCGUCAACUGGUCCUCUAGCGAUGAGCGGCUUAUCUGAGACGAGUGAUUCGCUCACAGGAAAGGGUCAACCGAAACAGAGGCUCAUUUCAAGAGAAAAUGUGAAGAAAACUGAUCGGCAGGGCCGAGUGAUCCUGAAUUACCAGUGUCGAUUGGUCGCAGGCUAUAAAAAAAAAAUCUGAGGCAUUACUAGAAGCAGAUGACUGAGGCUGGGACCAAGAACUAGGGCACUGUUACAAGUCAAAUGACAGUCUGAGGCAUUAUCAGAGCUCAAAACCAAAUGGGGCAUACGAAGCUAUGAACAAAUAUGGAAAAAGUAUAGGUUUCUUAAACAGGGAAGCCGGCAGUGUCGAAUCGACGGAGCCAAUGAAGUGGCAUGAAAAAGUUUACGGUCACCUAGAGCGAAGGGUAUGGAUGGAUGAUCCAUUUUCUAGCUGAUGUCUGCCAUCAAACGUGAAAUGAGUUCGGCAUGACGGGAAAAUGUAGCUAUGCCAUUUUUGUUAUUUGUUGUACGAUGUUUUGUUUUAUGUAUAUUUGGGUCCGGCGACCCACGGCCGUCCGAUGCAAUAUGUCGUCAACGUUCGUUACGAUGUCGUUAUGUUGUUACGGCCGUGCAUUUGCUGUCAUGUUACGCGAGGUGGUGUGGUGAUGUGAGAGUAUGAGUGAUCGGGGCGGGGACGUAUGACAUGAAUGUAAGCGCAGUGCGGCACAUUACAUUCUUGGAUAUCGGUGUGACAUCUCGUUCACGGCGCAUUGUAAAAGUUGUUGUGUUAUGCGUGGUUCUGUGGCAUUUAUUCUGAGCGAGAUGUGAGCGGCAUGCGUCCUUCUGUGCCCAUGUCCCAUGUGCUGUCCGUCCUGAAACGUUUAUCUCUGUUGAUAUUAGUGAUUUGUUAUAUCGUUUGUAUGAUCUUCUAGUUACAAUAUUUACAUGAUUUGUCGUGGGCACUAAAAACGGCAUUACCAUGUAACAAUCGAAGGGUGUUGAAUGUGUGUUUCGUAGCAGGUUGCUCAAGCGUCAGCUUGUUAGACCCAAAACGAGUCAUGUUUAUCCAGUGAUGUUAGAACCUGCGCACUUCGUAUAAAUACACGUGAAAUGAAGUAAUAA